ACCACAAAACUGUUUCCUGUAUGUGUUCUUAAAGGAAGAGAAAGAUAACUUUUUAACUUUUUGUUUAGAAACAUUAAACAGGGAUUUUUUUAUAUUAACAAAACUUCAAAACCUAAUGGGAAAAGUGACCUGUCUUCUCCUGGUGUGUCUGCAGGCCAUACUGUCCAAUUGUCAGUCAAAGGAGAAUGAUUAUCUGCGUUUUGUUGCCAUUGGAGACUGGGGAGGGUCACCAGACUCCCCAUUCUUCACACCCCUUGAGAAAGCUGUAGCUGCUGAAAUGGGGAGAGUAGCUCAAACUGUGGGCUUGGACUUUGUCCUCAGUCUCGGAGAUCACUUUUACUACCAAGGUGUGAAGGACAUUGAUGAUUUCCGUUUUAAGGCUACAUUUGAGAAUGUGUUUGCUGACCCUUCCCUUCUUAGCGUACCUUGGUAUCUGGUGGCAGGAAAUCAUGAUCACUUGAGAAAUGUGACAGCUCAGGUUGCUUAUUCCAAGAGAUCCAAAAGAUGGAAUUUUCCUGAGCUCUACUAUGACUUGUACUUCAAGGUUCCCCACAGCAACACAUCUGUCACUAUCCUACUGAUCGACACAGUACUACUCUGUGGUAACACCUAUGAUGGGAUACAGCCCGAGAAACCUGAAAAUCAUGAGGCUGCUGCAAAGCAAUUCAUAUGGAUUAAGGAAAAACUGGAGAAAUCCAAGUCUGAGUUCCUUAUUGUGGCUGGUCACUAUCCUGUGUGGUCAAUAGGACACCAUGGUCCGACACAAUGCCUGGUGGAGCAGUUGAGACCUCUGCUGAAGAAACACAAUGUAACAGCCUACCUCAGUGGCCAUGAUCACAGCCUGCAGUUUAUCCAGGAAGAUAAUGGUAUGGCAUACAUUGUCAGUGGAAGUGGGAAUUUCGUUGAUAUGUCAAUCUACCACAAGAACAAGUUUCCUCACGCUUGGCAGCUAUUCUCCAGUGCUGUAAACAACACAUUUGGGGGAUUUGCCUACUUCACAGUCACAAAAGAAAAAAUGUUCAUCAAUUACAUUUCAGCAGCUGGAGAAGGGGUGUACCAAACAUCUCUGUCAAAGCGCAGCGCCGAAUGGACUGUAUAAACUGGGCAAAGACUGAUCGGUUCUUCCUACCUUGAUUUUUAAUUUUAUGAUCAACCAAACAACGUAUGGAACCUUUUAUUUUCUCUGUAUAGCAAUAUAUAAACUUUUUCUUAGCUAAAAAAAAUCUUCACGUGGGCUUUUUAUUGAAAUGCUGAAAAUCAAAAGUGUUAAAGUUUUACCCGACCCCACGCUACCAUGACGGUUUAAUUCAUUUUGAAAGUGUUUGCAAAA
Messenger RNA from Lepisosteus oculatus (spotted gar), 1330 nucleotides. It is a transcript of the gene acp5b, whose product is annotated as acid phosphatase 5b, tartrate resistant. The record is from RefSeq and is a predicted model, not a curated record. Gene Ontology annotation, molecular function: ferrous iron binding; ferric iron binding; acid phosphatase activity. Lineage: Eukaryota; Metazoa; Chordata; Actinopteri; Semionotiformes; Lepisosteidae. Gene Ontology annotation, biological process: bone resorption.